Messenger RNA from Closterium sp. Naga37s-1, 6060 nucleotides. The record is from the annotation of a GenBank genome assembly. Lineage: Eukaryota; Viridiplantae; Streptophyta; Zygnematophyceae; Desmidiales; Closteriaceae.
AUGGCGGCCAGCGGCGCCGUUCUCCGCGGCACGCCGCGGCAGAGCCUCCAUCACCAUCUGUCGCUCCUCUUCGCGUUCAUUCUCGUCUUCUCCUCGUCCCACCGUCUCUCCGCAAACGGCGGCGCAUUCGGUGGUGGCGCUGACGCGGCUGCGCUGCCAGAGCUCUCUUCCUACUCCAGCAUGGCGCUGCUCGAUCCGCGCUUCGAGCUCUAUUGGAGCACCAACACGAGCGACGCGACCAUCCACAUCGCGGCGCGGGCGCAGACGGCGGGAUGGCUCGCAAUAGGCCUUUCUGAAUCCGGCGGAAUGUUCGGCUCUGAUGUAAUGGUAGCGUGGGUGGCGGAGCGCGAGGGGCGCGUGUAUGCAACGGACCGCUUCGUCUUCAACAAGACGGGGGAAGGCGUCGCAUUGGACGACCAGCAGGACUGGCGCGUGCUGGGCGGCAGCCAGACCAUGGAUCAAUCCACGGGCGACACGUGGACCACCGUGCACGUGUGGCGCCAGCUUGACACCGGCGACUGCAACGACCGCCCCAUCACAGCUGGCGCGCUGUCAUUCGUCAUCUGGGCCAUGGGCACAACCGACGAGCUCGCCUAUCACAGCGCGACACGUGGCGCCACCUCGCUCGUCCUGCUGCCCGCGCCUGGCCCCUCCAUCCUCGACCCGGCCACCCCUCCCACCACCAUCGCCCAAUCCACUGCUGCCAGCUGGCCUGCCAUCACGUCAGCAGGCAAGCUCGCCGCAUAUGCCCAGGGGCAGGCGAACGGGCAGAAGAACGGGCAAGGCGUGGUGAUGGGCGAUGAUGGGCGGUUCAACCUGACGAUGGUGAACCACCGCCCCUCCGUGCUGCACCACGCACUGCUCUUCGGCUGCCCCCUGUACGUCUCUCUCCUUUCCUCCUCUACAUCCUGUCCCGCUCCUCAUGUCUUGCACCUGUGGUUCCCCCCCCCCACACCACUCCUCACCUUUUCAACCCCCUCCUCCCUCCCUGCUGCACUGCGCACUGCUCUUCGGCUGCCCCGCUCCCAAACCUCCCCCUCCCUCCCUCCCCCUACCUUCCCCUCUUUCUUCCCCCUGUACCCCCCCGUACGACUCUUUGGCAGGGAGGGACAUAAGGAUGUGCCGGCGGCAACACAGGGCGUCUGGGUGCUGCAGGGGCACACAGCCAGCACCCUGCAGCUGGGUGCUGCAGGGGCACACAGCCAGCACCCUGCAGCUGGGUGCUGCAGGGGCACACAGCCAGCACCCUGCAGCUGGGUGCUGCAGGGGCACACAGCCAGCACCCUGCAGCUGGGUGCUGCAGGGGCACACAGCCAGCACCCUGCAGCUGGGUGCUGCAGGGGCACACAGCCAGCACCCUGCAGCUGGGUGCUGCAGGGGCACACAGCCAGCACCCUGCAGCUGGGUGCUGCAGGGGCACACAGCCAGCACCCUGCAGCUGGGUGCUGCAGGGGCACACAGCCAGCACCCUGCAGCUGGGUGCUGCAGGGGCACACAGCCAGCACCCUGCAGCUGGGUGCUGCAGGGGCACACAGCCAGCACCCUGCAGCUGGGUGCUGCAGGGGCACACAGCCAGCACCCUGCAGCUGGGUGCUGCAGGGGCACACAGCCAGCACCCUGCAGCUGGGUGCUGCAGGGGCACACAGCCAGCACCCUGCAGCUGGGUGCUGCAGGGGCACACAGCCAGCACCCUGCAGCUGGUGCUGCAGGGGCACCAGCCAGCACCUGCAGCUGGGUGCUGCAGGGGCACACAGCCAGCACCCUGCAGCUGGGUGCUGCAGGGGCACACAGCCAGCACCCUGCAGCUGGGUGCUGCAGGGGCACACAGCCAGCACCCUGCAGCUGGGUGCUGCAGGGGCACACAGCCAGCACCCUGCAGCUGGGUGCUGCAGGGGCACACAGCCAGCACCCUGCAGCUGGGUGCUGGCUCCUGUUCCUCAGAUUCCCCCCUCACUUCCCUCUCCCGCACCCAUUACCCAUGGCAGGGAGGAAUAUAAGGACGUGCCAGCAACACAGGGCGUGUAUGAGGAGUGCACGCACGAGGCAACGCCCUGCCAGGGCCACACCGUGGGGGUGUGGGGGCUGGGGGGCUGUCCUUACGCCUUCCCGCUUCAACCAACCCCCCCAUCUCACCCCCCCAUGCCUGCUCCCCCCAUGCCUGCUCCCCCCAUGCCUGCUCCCCCCAUGCCUGCUCCCCCCAUGCGUGCUCCCCCCAUGCGUGCUCCCCCCAUGCCUGCUCCCCCUCCCACUCCUUCCCCUCCACCCCGCCCCAUCCCUUACCUUUCCCAUGGCAGGGAGGAAUAUAAGGACGUGCCGGCAACACAGGGCGUGUAUGAUUGCAUGCACGAGUCAACGCCCUGUCAGGGCCACACCGUGGCAAUGUGGGGGCUGGGUGCGCGUCCCUACUCCUUCCCCCGCGAUGUUGGCUUUCCCAUCGGCCCCGGAUACUACACCAAGUUCGUGCUGCAGAUCCACUACACCAAUCCCGACGCCCGCUCUGACAUUGUCGACAACAGCGGAAUCUUCCUGGAAACUUCUGCCCCAGGGAAGCACGACGCAGGAAUCAUGAUGGCUGGCCCGGUCUACUACGGGCUGCUGCUGCAGAUCCCACCUGGCCAGCCGUCGUGGACCCAGGAGAACAUCUGCCCGGGGCGGUGCACCAAGGCAGUGUUCAAGAACGAGUCGGUGAACAUAGUUGCUGCCGCCCUGCACCAACACGCGCUUGGCCGCCAGAUGUAUACCGAUGUGUAUCGGGAUGGCGAAAAGGUCACCACAGUCGCUCGCCUCGACUACUAUGACUUUGCAUCACAGCAGAUGAUCAACGUGCAGCCGCCCUUCCAGCUACAGCCGGGGGAUGAGCUGCGCACCAAGUGUGUGUGGGACUCCACCUCCCGCUCCAACGUGACAAUAGGGGGCGAGGCCAGCAAGGAGGAGAUGUGCAUCAGCUUCCUUCUCUACUACCCGAGGAUGCGCUCAUGUGUGGCCAUGUGUGCCGACAUAUCCGAGGGAAAACUCAACCUGGACCCUGCCAGCCCCAAGCUCAUGAGUUUUGCCGUCUGUGGCCCGGUAGCUCGCAGCAUCACCAACAACACCAAAAACCAUACCUUCGUGUAUCUGCCCCUAUGUGACCCCCACUCAACCCAUGCCCCUUCUCCUCUCCUCUCCCCCACCUGCCAUCCCCUCUCAUCCCCCAUCCGCUCCUCCUCCCCCACCUGCCAUCCCCCUCUCUAUCCCCCCUCCUCUCCUCCCCUCCCCCCACCUGCCAUCCCCCUCUCUAUCCCCCAUCCUCUCCUCCCCUCCCCCCACCUGCCAUCCCCCCUCUCUAUCCGCCAUCCUCUCCUCCCCUCCCCCCACCUGCCAUCCCCCCUCUCUAUCCCCCAUCCUCUCCUCCCCUCCCCCCCACCUGCCAUCCCCCUCUCUAUCCCCCAUCCUCUCCUCCCCUCCCCCCACCUGCCAUCCCCCUCUCUAUCCCCCAUCCUCUCCUCCCCUCCCCCCACCUGCCAUCCCCCUCUCUAUCCCCCAUCCUCUCCUCCCCUCCCCCCACCUGCCAUCCCCCUCUCUAUCCCCCAUCCUCUCCUCCCCUCCCCCCACCUGCCAUCCCCCUCUCUAUCCCCCAUCCUCUCCUCCCCUCCCCCCACCUGCCAUCCCCCUCUCUAUCCCCCAUCCUCUCCCUCCCCUCCCCCCACCUGCCAUCCCCCUCUCUAUCCCCCAUCCUCUCCUCCCCUCCCCCCACCUGCCAUCCCCCUCUCUAUCCCCCAUCCUCUCCUCCCCUCCCCCCACCUGCCAUCCCCCUCUCUAUCCCCCAUCCUCUCCUCCCCUCCCCCCACACUGCCAUCCCCCUCUCUAUCCCCCAUCCUCUCCUCCCCUCCCCCCACCUGCCAUCCCCCUCUCUAUCCCCCAUCCUCUCCUCCCCUCCCCCCACCUGCCAUCCCCCUCUCUAUCCCACCAUCCUCUCCUCCCCUCCCCCCACCUGCCAUCCCCCUCUCUAAUCCCCCCCAUCCUCUCCUCCCCUCCCCCCACCUGCCAUCCCCUCUCUAUCCCCCAUCCUCUCCUCCCCUCCCCCCACCUGCCAUCCCCUCUCUAUCCCCCAUCCUCUCCUCCCCUCCCCCCACCUGCCAUCCCCCUCUCUAUCCCCAUCCUCUCCUCCCUCCCCCCCCUGCCAUCCCCCUCUCUAUCCCCCAUCCUCUCCUCCCCUCCCCCACCUGCCAUCCCCCUCUCUAUCCCCCAUCCCUCUCCUCCCCUCCCCCCACCUGCCAUCCCCCUCUCUAUCCCCCAUCCUCUCCUCCCCUCCCCCCACCUGCCAUCCCCCUCUCUAUUCCCCCAUCCUCUCCUCCCCUCCCCCCACCUGCCAUCCCCCUCUCUAUCCCCCAUCCUCUCCUCCCCUCCCCCCACCUGCCAUCCCCCUCUCUAUCCCCCAUCCUCUCCUCCCCUCCCCCCACCUGCCAUCCCCCUCUCUAUCCCCCAUCCUCUCCUCCCCUCCCCCCACCUGCCAUCCCCCUCUCUAUCCCCCAUCCUCUCCUCCCCUCCCCCCCACCUGCCAUCCCCCUCUCUAUCCCCCAUCCUCUCCUCCCCUCCCCCCACCUCCAUCCCCCUCUCUAUCCCCCAUCCUCUCCUCCCCUCCCCCCACCUGCCAUCCCCCUCUCUAUCCCCCAUCCUCUCCUCCCCUCCCCCCCACCUGCCAUCCCCCUCUCUAUCCCCCAUCCUCUCCUCCCCUCCCCCCACCUGCCAUCCCCCUCUCUAUCCCCCCUCCUCUCCUCCCCUCCCCCCACCUGCCAUCCCCCUCUCUAUCCCCCAUCCUCUCCUCCCUCCCCCCACCUGCCAUCCCCCUCUCUAUCCCCCAUCCUCUCCUCCCCUCCCCCCACCUGCCAUCCCCCUCUCUAUCCCCCAUCCUCUCCUCCCCUCCCCCCACCUGCCAUCCCCUCUCUAUCCCCCAUCCUCUCCUCCCCUCCCCCCACCUGCCAUCCCCCUCUCUAUCCCCCAUCCUCUCCUCCCCUCCCCCCACCUGCCAUCCCCCUCUCUAUCCCCCAUCCUCUCCUCCCCUCCCCCACCUGCCAUCCCCCUCUCUAUCCCCCAUCCUCUCCUCCCCCCUGCCAUCCCCUCCUUCCCCAUCCUCCUCCCUCCCCCACCUGCCAUCCCCCUCUCUAUCCCCCAUCCUCUCCUCCCCUCCCCCCACCUGCCAUCCCCCUCUCUAUCCCCCAUCCUCUCCUCCCCUCCCCCCACCUGCCAUCCCCUCUCUAUCCCCCAUCCUCUCCUCCCCUCCCCCCACCUGCCAUCCCCCUCGCUAUCCCCCAUCCUCUCCUCCCCCACCUGCCAUCCCCCUCUCUAUCCCCCAUCCUCUCCUCCCUCCCCCCACCUGCUCCUAUCCCCCAUCCUCUCCUCCCCUCCCCCCACCUGCCAUCCCCCUCUCUAUCCCCCAUCCUCUCCUCCCCUCCCCCCACCUGCCAUCCCCCUCUCUAUCCCCCAUCCUCUCCUCCCCUCCCCCCACCUGCCAUCCCCCUCUCUAUCCCCCAUCCUCUCCUCCCCUCCCCCACCUGCCAUCCCCCUCUCUAUCCCCCAUCCUCUCCUCCCCUCCCCCCACCUGCCAUCCCCCUCUCUAUCCCCCAUCCUCUCCUCCCCUCCCCCCACCUGCCAUCCCCCUCUCUAUCCCCCAUCCUCUCCUCCCCUCCCCCCACCUGCCAUCCCCCUCUCUAUCCCCCAUCCUCUCCUCCCCUCCCCCCACCUGCCAUCCCCCUCUCUAUCCCCCAUCCUCUCCUCCCCUCCCCCCACCUGCCAUCCCCUCUCUAUCCCCCAUCCUCUCCUCCCCUCCCCCCACCUGCCAUCCCCCUCUCUAUCCCCCAUCCUCUCCUCCCCUCCCCCCACCUGCCAUCCCCUCUCUAUCCCCCAUCCUCUCCUCCCCUCCCCCCACCUGCCAUCCCCUCUCUAUCCCCAUCCUCUCCUCCCUCCCCCACCUGCCAUCCCCCUCUCUAUCCCCCAUCCUCUCCUCCCCUCCCCCCACCUGCCAUCCCCUCUCUAUCCCCCAUCCUCUCCUCCCCUCACCCCACCUGCCAUCCCCCUCUCUAA